AUGUCGAUCAGAAGGGGAGGAUUGAUGUCCUACAACCAGCGGCGCAUUGCCCGCUGGUACUUUGGAGGCCUGGCGAGCUCCAUGGCUGCCAUGGUUACGCAUCCGAUCGAUUUGAUUAAGGUGCUCAUCCAGACUCAGGCGGUGAAGCUUUCGGUGGUCCAGACCACUCGCAAGAUUGUCAAGGAACAGGGUGUUCUGGCCAUGUACAAUGGCAUCUCGGCCUCGAUGCUGCGCCAAUACACGUACACGUUGGCCCGUUUCGGCAUUUAUUCGGUGGGCUCUGGAGCUAUGGACACCAGCACCAUGGGGGGCAAAACACUUCUGGCUGCGAUUGCCGGAGGAAUUGGUGGCUUUGUGGGCGCUCCUGCGGAUUUGAUCAACGUCCGCCUGCAGAACGAUGUCAAGUUGCCACCAGAGAAGAGGCGCAACUACAAACACGCUAUAGACGGACUGGUGCGAAUCACCCGUGAAGAGGGAUGGAAAAAUCUCUUCAAUGGCUCCUCGAUGAUCGCGCUACGGGGAGCUUUUAUGACCGUGGGACAGAUUGCUUUCUACGAGCAGAGCAAGACCCAAAUAAUCAAAUUGGGAAUGCCCGAGAAUAUGGGCACCUACAUCGUAGCAUCGAUGAUUUCCUCCGUGGUGGCCACCACCUUGACGCAGCCCAUCGAUGUGGUUAAGACACGUCGGAUGAAUGCAGCACCUGGCGAGUAUUCUGGUUUGGGGGAUGUGUUUGUACAGACUUCAAAGGAGGGACCUCUGGCUUUCUUUAAGGGAUACGUUCCCUCUUUGUGUCGACUAUUGCCACACACGGUAUUAUUAUUCUUGGGCCUCGAGUACCUAAGAACUCACUUUGGAUAUCUCCCAGAACCAAAACAGACAGGUCCAUAUAAUCGAUAUGAUGAUGUUGAUGACUAAUCCUUUUGUGUUAUUUUCAAAAUUUCUAGCUUUCAUAUUACAUGACCAUUCAUUGCAUUGUAUGUCAGAAAACAAAAUACAUUUAUUUAAAGCAUGGCUUUCCUUUA
Molecule: messenger RNA, 1022 nt
Organism: Drosophila santomea
Lineage: Eukaryota; Metazoa; Arthropoda; Insecta; Diptera; Drosophilidae
Gene: Dic2
Product: mitochondrial dicarboxylate carrier
Exons: 2
Coding region: 1-915 (304 amino acids)
Biological process (GO): phosphate ion transmembrane transport; malate transmembrane transport; thiosulfate transport
Molecular function (GO): succinate transmembrane transporter activity; antiporter activity; thiosulfate transmembrane transporter activity
Source: RefSeq, a predicted model, not a curated record